Messenger RNA from Lodderomyces jiufengensis, 1170 nucleotides. RefSeq names its product Sod6p (gene SOD6). The record is from RefSeq and is a predicted model, not a curated record. The transcript has a single exon. Gene Ontology annotation, cellular component: extracellular region. NCBI's taxonomy places the organism in Eukaryota, Fungi, Ascomycota, Pichiomycetes, Serinales, Debaryomycetaceae. Bases 1 to 1170 code for a protein of 389 amino acids. Gene Ontology annotation, molecular function: superoxide dismutase activity; copper ion binding. Gene Ontology annotation, biological process: removal of superoxide radicals.
AUGAAAUUUUUAGCACCAAUCAAUUUAAUUUACAUACUUUUAUUUAGUAAAUUAACAAUAUCAAAUAAAGCACCAAAGAUUAAGAAAAAUCCACAAAAUAUAGUUGCCAUCGCAGAUUUCCCAUUUGGUGGUAAUAGAGAAAUUCAAGGUAAUGUUGUAUUUACAACAAGAGGUAAAUAUGUUAAUGUUCAUGUUGAUAUGACUGGAUUCCCCAAAGAUUCUGGUCCAUUUUAUUAUCAUAUUCAUGAAAGGUCAGUACCAGAAAAUGGUAAUUGUGAAGCUUGUGGUUUACAUUUUAAUCCUUAUCAUGCAGAAGUUAAUUGUUUAGAUCAAAAACAUGAUGGUUAUUGUCAAGUAGGGGAUUUAAGUGGAAAACAUGGAUUAAUUAAUUCAACAUGUUUUGAAUUUAAAUUUACUGAUCCUUAUUUAAGUUUAAAUAAGAGAUCAAAAUCUUAUAUUGUUGGUAAAAGUAUUGUUUUCCAUUAUCCAAAUAUGACUAAAAUAGCAUGUGCUGAUAUUGAAUUAGCAAAUGAUUUAAGAUUUCAAAGUUUAGUUGAUGAAUAUACUCAAACUGAUGAUACUCAACAAUUAAUUGAAUUACAACAAUCCUUAGAACCAGGUGUUGUAUUUGAUAAUUUAGAAGCUUUAAAAAAUGAAAUUUAUGAAUCUGAUGAAGAUGAUAAUAAAGAAAGUGAUGGUAAACAAAUUGAACAUGGUUUAGUUAUUCCACCAAUUCAAGAACCAACAACUAGUGAAGGUAAAGAAAUUCAAUUUGAUCAAGAAAUAAAAGAAGAUGAAUUAAAAACUUCCAAGAAGGAAAAUUUAAAACAAAUUUUAAAAGAUGCUAAAGUUUUACCUCAAAAAUUAGUAAACAAAACUAGAAAUCAUUGGUCAAAAGAUGAUGAAAUUCAAUAUAAUUUAGAUCAUAAACAUCAACAUCAAAGUAAAAAGAAAAAAAUUGAAAAAUUUUUAAAUUUUCAACCAGAUAGUAAUAAUAAAGCUUAUUAUCCUAAAAAUAAUGAUAAUGAGACAUUUAUUGAUUCAAUAUUAAGUAAUUUAUCAAACGUUACUUUACAUGGAGUUGAAAGUGACUGUGCAAAUUCUGGUUAUAAUUUUAAAGGAUUUUUUAUAAAUUUAUUACUUGGAAUUUUAACAUCUUUGAUAAUUUGA